Budorcas taxicolor (takin) is the source of this 1476-nucleotide messenger RNA. RefSeq names its product katanin p60 ATPase-containing subunit A1-like. Gene Ontology annotation, cellular component: microtubule cytoskeleton. The record is from RefSeq and is a predicted model, not a curated record. Bases 1 to 1476 code for a protein of 491 amino acids. Gene Ontology annotation, biological process: microtubule severing. Gene Ontology annotation, molecular function: ATP hydrolysis activity; ATP binding; microtubule binding. The transcript has a single exon. Lineage: Eukaryota; Metazoa; Chordata; Mammalia; Artiodactyla; Bovidae.
AUGAGUCUUCUUAUGAUUAGUGAGAAUGUAAAGUUGGCCCGUGAAUAUGCAUUGCUGGGAAAUUACGACUCUGCAAUGGUCUAUUAUCAGGGAGUUCCUGACCAAAUGAACAAGUAUCUGUACUCAGUCAAAGAUACAUACCUCCAGCAGAAAUGGCAACAGGUUUGGCAGGAAAUAAAUGUGGAAGCAAAACAUGUUAAGGAUAUCAUGAAAACACUAGAGAGCUUUAAACUAGAGAGCACUCCAUUAAAAGCCGCACAACAUGAGCUUCCAGCGUCUGAGGGAGAAGUCUGGUCCUUGCCCGUACCUGCUGAACGAAGACCAUCACCAGGACCUAGAAAACGCCAGUCUUCUCAGUACAGCGACCCUAAACCACAGGGUAACUGUCCAAGUACAGCUGUCAGAGUUCACCAUCCAUCCACACACAGUCUUCACAGUGACAGAGGGAAAGCUGUUCGUAGUCGGGAAAAGAAAGAACAGAAUAAAGGAAGAGAAGAAAAGAACAAAUCACCUGCUGCAGCUACAGAACCAGAGACAAAUAAAUUUGAUAGUACUGGGUAUGAUAAGGACUUAGUAGAAGCUUUGGAAAGGGAUAUAAUUUCUCAGAAUCCCAAUGUUCGAUGGGAUGAUAUUGCUGAUUUAGUAGAAGCUAAAAAGUUGCUUAAGGAAGCUGUGGUGUUACCAAUGUGGAUGCCAGAAUUCUUUAAAGGCAUUAGGAGACCAUGGAAAGGAAUGUUAAUGGUGGGCCCACCUGGCACAGGAAAGACCCUCCUUGCUAAGGCAAUAGCAACGGAAUGUAAGACAACAUUCUUCAAUGUCUCUUCAUCAACUCUGACUUCCAAAUACAGGGGAGAGUCUGAGAAGCUUGUUCAUCUUCUGUUCGAAAUGGCUCAAUUUUACUCUCCAGCUACUAUAUUUAUUGAUGAGAUAGACUCCAUUUUCAGCUGCAGAGGGACUUCUGAAGAGCAUGAGGCAAGCAGAAGGGUGAAGGCUGAGCUGCUGGUUCAGAUGGAUGGUGUUGGAGGUGCUUCUGAAAAUGAUGACCCUUCCAAAAUGGUUAUGGUUCUGGCAGCUACUAAUUUUCCCUGGGAUAUUGAUGAGGCUUUAAGACGACGUCUUGAGAAAAGAAUCUAUAUUCCAUUACCAUCAGCAAAAGGCAGGGAGGAGCUAUUACGAAUAAGUCUCCGUGAGCUGGAAUUGGCUGAUGAUGUUGACCUUGCGAGUAUAGCAGAAAACAUGGAGGGCUAUUCAGGUGCGGACAUUACCAGCGUGUGCAGGGAUGCAUCCUUGAUGGCGAUGAGAAGGCGUAUUGAAGGUUUGACCCCAGAAGAAAUCAGAAAUCUUUCAAGAGAAGAAAUGCAUAUGCCUACAACUAUGGAGGAUUUUGAAAUGGCUUUAAAAAAGGUUUCAAAGUCAGUAUCUGCUGCAGACAUUGAAAGAUAUGAGAAAUGGAUAUUUGAGUUUGGAUCAUGCUAA